GACGUUUCAUUUCUGGAUCGAACACCAGCACUACGAAAAGUAGUGAAAAAAUAAUUAUUUGCCUAUAAUCUAUCGAAACAAAAUGAAUUCUGUGGUAAGAGCUGGGCAUUUGGCCCCUUAUUUUAAGUCUUCUACCCAAGUCGUAGCUAACAGCCUGAAACCUCUGGUGGUCGUACCAACACCCUCCGAGAAAACGGUCGUCCUGCCCUUGCCAAAAACUUCAACUGUGGAAACUUUGCAUGGAUCCCUGCCGAUUCAGGGUUUGAAGGUCAAAGCAGGAACUAGAGUACCUGCCCAAGUACGUUUCGCUCAUACUGACAUUUCAUACCCGGAUUUCUCGGCUUACCGUCGCAAAGAAACUCAGGACCCGACUUCGAAGGCCAAUGAAACUAUUGAUGAAAGGCAAUCUUUUACGUACCUUAUUGCUGGUGCUGGAAGUGUAGCUGGUGCCUAUGCUGCCAAAUCUGUGGUCACCCACUUUGUGUCAUCAAUGUCAGCGGCUGCUGAUGUUUUGGCUUUAGCCAAGAUUGAAAUCAAGCUGGCUGAAAUUCCAGAAGGAAAGUCUGUCACCUUCAAAUGGAGAGGAAAACCAUUGUUUAUCCGUCACAGGACAGCAGACGAAAUCUCGACCGAGAAGGCUGUGCCUGUCGACACGCUCCGUGACCCUCAGCACGACGAUCAACGCACCCAAAACCCCAAGUGGUUGGUCGUGAUCGGCGUAUGCACCCACUUGGGAUGCGUGCCCGUAGCCAAUGCUGGUGAAUUCGGGGGUUACUACUGUCCCUGCCACGGCUCCCACUACGAUGCUUCCGGACGAAUCCGCAAAGGCCCCGCCCCUCUCAACCUAGAAGUGCCCCCCCACACGUUCAUGGACGAAGGCUUGCUAGUUGUCGGUUAAAUGUUAAUUUUUAGUACAAUUUAUUUAUUUUAAGCAGAAAUGUACAUCAAUAGUGAAACAAUAAAUGUAUUACAU
This is a messenger RNA of Bombyx mori (domestic silkworm), 973 nucleotides long. RefSeq names its product ubiquinol-cytochrome c reductase. The record is from RefSeq and is marked provisional. Gene Ontology annotation, molecular function: 2 iron, 2 sulfur cluster binding; quinol-cytochrome-c reductase activity. NCBI's taxonomy places the organism in Eukaryota, Metazoa, Arthropoda, Insecta, Lepidoptera, Bombycidae. Gene Ontology annotation, biological process: mitochondrial electron transport, ubiquinol to cytochrome c. Gene Ontology annotation, cellular component: membrane.